Molecule: messenger RNA, 7111 nt
Organism: Strigops habroptila (Kakapo)
Lineage: Eukaryota; Metazoa; Chordata; Aves; Psittaciformes; Psittacidae
Gene: TSLIG3B
Product: family with sequence similarity 98 member B
Exons: 8
Coding region: 126-1367 (413 amino acids)
Cellular component (GO): tRNA-splicing ligase complex
Source: RefSeq, a predicted model, not a curated record
CCGCCGGGCCGGGGGCCCGCGGCGGCAGCGGAACGCAGCAGCGGGCGCGGGUUUGCGGAGGGCCGCUUUGAGGAGGGCACAGCGCGGCGGCGGUGGCGGCGGCGAGCCCGAGUCGCGGUGCCGGCAUGAAGGAGCUGGCACCCGCCGUGAAGAUGGAAUGCGACAUUUUGGACGCGCUGGAGGCCCUGGGGUACACUGGUCCUCUGUUGGAGGAGGGAGCCCUGAACAAAGCAGCAGAAAAUGGAUUGUCUUCACCAGAGUUUUUUGAGCUUUGUGUUUGGUUAGGUUCCCAAAUAAAGUCACUUUGUAAUAUGGAAGAAAGCAUCACUGCAGCAGAUGGUGAUAAAGAUAUAGAGAGCUUCCAGCUUGAGAUUAGUGGCUUUCUGAGAGAAAUGGCUUGUCCGUAUUCAUCACUUGUAUCUGGAGACAUCAAAGACAGAUUAAGAGAAAAAGAAGAUUGUCUUAAACUCCUCUUAUUUCUAAGUACAGAACUUCAGGCUUUAAAGAUACUUCACAGCAAGAAAAAGAAAGGCUCUCAUUUGGAAAAACACAAUGAAAUUUACCAGGAAGUGCAAGCUAUUUGUGAUGCACUGGGCCUGCCAAACUCCUCAUCUUCUGAAAUUCCUCCCUUGUUAACCAAUGUGGAACAAAAGAUAAAGGACAUUCUCUCAAAAGUUCAAAAUAACCAUGUGGGGAAGUCACUGCUAACGAAACCUCUAAGUUCUGAACAAGUGGAAAAAUUGGAAAAAAUCAAUGAUGCUCUUCGCAGUGAGUAUGAAUGUCGCCGACGCAUGUUAAUGAAGAGGCUGGAUGUGACAGUACAGUCUUUUGGCUGGUCUGAUAGAGCAAAGGUAAAAACAGAUGACAUAGCACGAAUCUAUCAGCCCAAGCGCUAUGCAUUAUCUCCAAAGUCAACUAUUACGAUAGCUCACCUUCUUGCUGCUCGAGAAGAUUUGUCAAAGAUCAUAAGAACAAGUAGUGGGUCAACACGAGAAAAUACAGUCUGUGCGAUCAACAAGGUUCUGAUGGGGAGAGUACCUGACCGUGGAGGCAGACCAACGGAGAUUGAACCACCUCCUCCCGAAAUGCCUCCUUGGCAAAAGAGACAAGAAGGUGGUGGACGAGGUGGCUGGGGAGGUGGAGGUGGAAGGGGCAACUGGGGGGGUGGAGGGGGUAGGGGAGGAGGAGGUGGGGGGUUUGGAGGUGGGGGAGGGUUUGGAGGUGGGGGAGGGUUUGGAGGUGGAGGUUUCAGGGGUGGUGGGAGAGGUGGAGGUGGCUUCCAGGGUGGCAGGGGAGGUUAUGGUGGCAGGGGAGGCUAUGGUGAUCCGUAUGGCGGCAGAGGAGGGGGAGGAUACCGAAGAUACUGAAAUAGUGUAAAUAUUAACAGUAAUUGGCAAAAUAUAGUGGUGGUGUUUACUGGUGUCAGGAAUUUAGAUACAUUAACUUGAGUUUAGGUUAGAAUUAAGUAUAAAUCAUUACAUUAUACCAACUGAUGCUGUCAUUGAAUUCUUUUAGUUAGCCGAACAGAACUUUUAUACUAAAAUGUGAUAACUAAAGUCCUUUUUUUUCCCAUACUGUUCAUAUGGUGUUUUUAAUGUCAUUUUAUUUAAAAUAAGCCUCAGAAAACUAAAUAAAACCCUUUCUAAACAAACAAUCAAAUAUUAUUUAAUGUUCAAGCUUCUCAAAUUAUUGUAUGUUGCAUGUCCACUCCCCUGCUCCAAAAUUCUGUGUAGAAAAAUCAAAAUAGGCCUAAGAACCAGAUGGAAACACUUACAAAACUAGAAUGCUGCUUUCAGGCUUUUUCUCUUCAUCUACUUUUCUUACAGGACGUGUAAAUGAAUUUUCAUAUCAAAUGGUAAAAUCUUUAACGCUUUGGUUAAAAUUACUCAGUUAGGUUUCUUAUUCUUCCAGAAUUCACAUAAAAGAUCAUUCUGAAUUAAUACUCUGCAGAAACGAAUAAAAUCAGGUUGGUUUUUGUGUUAAUAACUAUAUCAGAGAUGUGUAGGUCAGAGCGUGUACCGUAAACUCAAGAAACAUGGUGAGUUUUGAUAGUGUCUGUUUUCAUUUUACCCGUUUUACAUUUUAUUGGUGUUUCAUGAAAAUAUUUUAAGGUCAGAUUGGGCAGGAAACUUCUGCAGGCAUCAUAUUUGGUAAGAGCUCCUUUAUAAAUUUCUUCUGAGUUAACCUUGAGGCAUAAAGGCUGAACAAGCUGAGCUUCUUGAGAAGGUUUUUUGUUUUGGUUUUGAGGGUUUUGUUUCCCCCUCUCCUUUUUUUUUUUUUUUUCUCCUUCCCCAUUUGCUCUGUGUUUGGAAAUCACCAAUUGCACAGCUAGUAAGACAUCUCAUACAGCAGUUGCCCUUCAUCAGUGACUGUCGUACUCUGCCAACCAAUUGGCCUGAUGACCUAAAAGAAACUCUUGAAACGGUAUGGGUGCCUUCUCCCUCACAGGGUUACUUUAGAAGAAGGAGUAAGCUUUCUUAGAAUUAUGGGUGUAAAUACAUGUAGACAAGAAUUAAAUCUAGAGCUGUCAGUUAAAGAGGAGGACAGUUUCUGUUGUCCAGCAUCUUUUAGAUCUCCUCCCCUACUGUGAGGCCACUCCUGAGUACAAAGGUGGAACAGGGAGGUGAUGCCCAAGUAUACACUCAUGACAGUAUUCAGGGUCAUGUUACUGUGGAGAUACUUGGGAAGGCAUCUGGUAAACUUGGGGGUGUCUGUUGAUUAUGUAGCGCAGAAACCUUGAAGCACUUUGAGUAUGUAGCUGUGGCUUAACUGCAGGUUGAACUUUAGGAUUUCCUUCUGCUUUUAUGUUCCACAGUUACAAGUUCUUUCUGCACAGGUUUCCUAUUGCUGUCCAUAUCUGGUAUGCGUGACAUGUUAUUUUACCUUCAGGAACAUGUGCAUCAUGCCCUCUUUCAUUGGCAGCUUUAUGCGUGAAUAUGAAGCUCUGUUCAAAAUCAAAUUAUUAUCUCUUUCAAAAGCCUGUGUCAGAUUUUGUUAAUUAGCCAUCACCAACCUUUUAAUUUAAAAUUUUAAUCCAGAUAAAUGGCAAAAGUUUCUCUCCAUUAUUUUCUCUUUGAUCAUAGUCUGCUUGAGAAUGCCGCUUGUAAUGGAAAAGAUAAGGACUUACCCAUACUUUAGAGUCCAGGCAGGUGCCUAACAAAGAAGAGCAGGAGUUUUCCUUGCUUGAACGUGUUAGCUUGGAUGUGAACUCUUAAAAUAAUGGCUUAACUUCAGCCAAUUGCUAGCAAUACAGUUCCUUUGCCAGUUUUCUUCUACACUGCUUUCUGGCCUACACCACUGUCAGCCUCUGCAGUCAUUAUGGAGACCCCCAAGGGUUGUGUGGGAGCACACUACUGGGGUUUGUGCUCUUGAGCCUGUUUUUUGCUGAAUGCUCUGCAAUAGCUCACAGAUCGGUGACACACCAAGUGAGACUGCUGGCCAUAGAGGUGAAGUGUUGGUCAGCAACGGAGUAGAGAGAGGAGUUUUUAACAACCGAAGCCUUAAUAUAAAAUUCUAUUUGCUCAUCCCAAUGUUAUGUUUUUGCUAUAAGUAAUUUCUGAACAACAGUCAAGCAUUUAGCUUCACCAAGGAAGCAUACUAGGGAAAUCAAGUGGCUUAUCUACACCUAAAGAUUUCAUCAAUCUUAAGAUGUGGAGAUGUGCUGGUUUUAGUUGAACAGGUGUAACUCUGUACGUGGAUAUGCCUUGGUGCCUUUACACUCAUUGAUUUAUCCUGUUUGUAGCAGACAGGGUGGUUCUGAAUGAAGUAAACCAUCAAGUGAACCAGAUAUAUGCCUAUGUGUAAUUCUAACAGUUAAUUAUUUUAAUAUCAUAUUUCAGUUUUCUUUAUGUAGACCUUGUAGAAAAUUGAAAUUUGAACAGGUUGGAGAUUUUGUGGUUUGUUUUUUGUUUUAUUUUUUUUCAAUCUGGCCAUUUCAGUCUCUCUUUAAGCAAUUCCAAGACGCGAAGCCGGUAGUUGAAAACCAAAGUAAGCACCACCACAUUUCAUGGAGGUAUCCUUUUCUGUCCUCUGGUGUCAGAAUGUAUGCUUUUAAUUUAUCAAAAAAUGCAAUAAUACCAUGAUAAUAAUUAAGUUAAACCUCAAAUUUUGUAUGUUUGUCUUGGAAAAAAAUUAUUUUCAAAAAUUCUGUUCUAAGUAAAAGAUUUUCAUAUAUAUGUUUGUGAGCAUUUUUGUGUUUAUUCACGCAUAGUGAAUAUUUACCUGAGUAUUGUUUUGUUCUCAAGAAUUGAAAAAUGGGUUGGGGAUUUUUUUUUCAGGAUUUGAGACACUUUUGUUAGCAGCUGUAAACACUGAGGAAUAAAGCACUGUAUUUGAAGUUACUUGCAUCCCUUGUGUAGUAUGAUUUGGAUCCACUGUCAUAUGUUCCUCUUGCUGGUGAUUUACAAUGGUGAUGGAACAUACUUUUUAUGGUAAUGAAAAAUAAGAUGUAUUUUGACCAAAAUGAAGAAGGCUAUAGAUAACAAUAUAGGAGAAUUCCAACUGACAGGGAACGCCACAAAUACAUCCCUAUUACACUGCCUGGGAUUAGUAAGGGUCUCAGUUAAACUUUGUCUUAGUUAAAAAAAAAAAAAAAUCAUAGGCCUAUAUGAUAGUUACUGUUGUCUUUACAUAAACUAAGGAAAUAUCUCAAAUUACUUCUGAAGUUUUCUUUUCUGAAUUUCUAUAAUUAUGAAGUAAAACACAACUUGGUUUGUAUGGGCAAGACUAGAGCAGAUCUGCCCAUGUAAGCAGGAACUGUUUUCAGUAGUUUGCACUCCUUGUCUUCUUCCCUCAUCUCCCUCUGAUGACUGAAGAUAACUGAAUGAGUGUUCAUCUCCCUAUGUAAAAACAUAUUUGAGAUUAUAAGGUAUUUUGAGGGUUACUACAAUGUAAAGAAUAGCAAGUCUUUAGGGUGCUACAGUGCUGCCUGUGCAAUAACCAGUGUUAGCAGAUGCUACAGAAGCCUUGUUUAAACAUUGCUCUGUGAAAUCUUUCAAGAAUUGGUACCCUUAACAAAUGUGAGGGAUUGUACUAAUGUGCUUUGUAAUACUUGGAAGUGUGAGUACCAAAAGUGUCUGUACUGUAUCAAGCGCUCAAAUAAGGAAAGACUAAUCUGCAAACACAGAGCUUCCUCAAUGUUUUCUCAGGCAGCAUUACCAAGGCUCACAGAAGGUGAAGCUGAGCUGGGACUCUGGUACUAGGUUAAUCCUGCAGACAUGUCUCAGACAACAGGGUCAAGGAAGAUGUAUAUAGGUGGUUCAGAUUUCUUUGAGAUACAAACUCAGAGGCAUGAAGUGCAAUCUUAGUAUUUUUUCUAUUACAAAUAUUAAACUGAAAUCUUACAAUUUAUAUAAAAUCUUUACAAGCUAUACACUUUUUCAAUCUUCUCAAACAGCAUUAAACCAAUAACUUUUCAAGUUGCCACAGAGAUCAGUUACAACAAAAUAACACAUUGCUACUGUAACAAAAACAUAUUUCCAAAAAAGGUAUGUAAGCUACUUUAAAGGCAGUUGUGUUUAAUCUGAAUAUGAACAGUAGCUCUGUUUUUUUUAAUUGUGAUGUUACUCUGUUUAUCUUUAAACCAUCAGAAUUCACACUUUAUUUAAAAUAAACAGUAGUUGGGGGUGGGGUGGGGAGGGCACUUGUAUUUUCUGCCUUCCUGUAUGUAAGUGAAACAGAGCUGAGCCUGGAGGAAUAAAGGCGAGUGCUUCUCAUUUAAAUUAGCCAUGACAAAAUAAAUGUCAAUACCAGUGUUUGCUAACAUGACUUUUAAACAGCACUUAGUACUUUAAUUUUAUCGUAUUUCCUAGCAUAAAGCAGCUUGAAAAUUAAUACAGAUGUGAGGUUUGUUCAGUAGCUUUGUCACUUUUAGCAGUAUCCCUGCAUUCAGUUUCUGCUAUUACUCCGGUGCAGCAGAGAGGAAGUCCCAGCAGAGAGGCAGGCUUACCACUAAGAAAAGAAGUUAAAAAAAAAAAAAGGGGGGGAGGGAGAAAACUAUAAUAAGGGGCUUUGGGCAAACAGGGAACCUGAAGAAUCUUUGAGAGCUCUGAAAUUCUUCAGGUAUCAACUGACCUCUUUGAAGCAGGAAGUCUUCAGCAUACAUGAAGUACCAUGCAUGUGUUCUGUAGGACAUUUCUGCAAACAGAUCCCUUUUAAGUUGUUCAGAUUGUUUGUAGGAACAAGAUGACAGCACAGCAGAACAUUAAGUUAGCGUUUAAGGCUGUACAGAUCUAUGGUCAUAACUUGAUUUUCUGUAUUAACACAGUAGCCUUUGGGCCAGCUGCUGAUGUUUGGGAAUUGUCUUUUUAAAUAAGAGCUUUUGUUCAUGAUCUUCGCCCUCAGCACAGACAAAGUAUAUACAAAUACACACAAAUUCUAUUAGAAUCCAGAGUUUAGACUACAAGCAAUCAGUUGUCUUAGCUGCACAACAAGAUUUAUGAGUCUUAGCUGCUCUUCUGGGUUAUUUUCAAAAUACAUGAAAAUACAUUCAACUUUUACCUUGUUUAUUUUAAUUGUUGCAGAAACAAACUGUAUUUGCUAAAUGCCUAUUGAAAUAUGCCUUACUGUAGUUUCCCUGAAUAGAGGACAAAAUCAAGAAGCUUACAGAAAAUGGGCAAAGCAAGUUUGCAGACCUGGAAGCCAUUCUGAUUGCUUCAUUGAUCAAAGUGCAAUUCCAUGUUAAUAAUUCAGGUUUAGUGUAUGAGGAAAAAAGCUGCAGAGUCUUCACAGCUGCUGGGUUUUGUCUUACACAUGUCCAUUAUUUACAGUAAAGUAACAGAAAAUCUACUACUACUAGUUCCCUCACUUUGUUUUUACUUAUACAAGAAGAUGCAAGCACAAACCAGGUUCAAAACAAGAAUUUAGACUCACUAAACUGGCAAGUAGUUUCAAAUGGACUUUUUUUAAUAAAUAAAGCAUUCAUAUACUUGGUAAGGACUAUAAAUUGUGGAUAGAACGUACAUUUAUACCACUUUGAACACAAAGUGCACAUGCUAUUGUAAUAAGUUGACUAAAUUUCAAUCUAUAAAGGACUUGUAACUUACAAGUUUUGAGGAGCAUUAAGUGGAGUCUAGAUAACUAAGUUUCUGAUGUUUAAAUGUGUGAUGACAAA